Cladocopium goreaui is the source of this 2559-nucleotide messenger RNA. The record is from the annotation of a GenBank genome assembly. Lineage: Eukaryota; Dinophyceae; Suessiales; Symbiodiniaceae.
UUCCAUCCUGAUUCCAGUGCCCAUGCCUAUGCUUCACAAUGCGUUGGCGCAGGGAGGAAUGCACUGGAGGAGAUGUGCCGCACCUCGCGAAUGUCGCUGAGGGCCAGGACUCCCCGGUGAGGCUUCGACGUUGGGAGAAGUCUUCGCAGAAAGUUCCUAGCGACACAGUGGAGAGCGGUGGCUACCCCUUUGGACCGGGGAGUCAUACGGCAGAGGCUUUAGAUGCUUUUCGACGCGAUGAUGAAGGUGAAUCUCUGAUGGGUGGACAACGGAAGAUGUACUUCAGCACCCUGGACGAUUCCAUGAAGGAGCAGGGCCUGACGGACGUUGACCCCGGCCCCAGCGUGGCUGCUAGCGCCCCGAGCGGCGUGCCCAGUGGCGCCAGCGCCCGGUCGCGGCGCCGGGCGCGGCGCCGGGCGAAAGCGUCGCCAGAGACGCCCGGGGGAUGUGUUGUCCUAAUCCGUGAAGAUUGUCGACUGCACGACAAUCCUGCUCUGCACACCGCCGCAGAAAUGCACGAAUGGGUGGUGCCCUUGUACGUGCACGAUGAUGCUGAUCCAUCCCCCUGGCCGGUGCGUGGAGCAGGGCUGUGGUGGCGACAUGAGUCGCUGAAGUUUUUUGACAAGUCUCUGCAAAGCAUUGGGAGCCGCAUCGUGUACAGGAAAGGCAACCUUGUUGAGCAGGUCAUGGAUGUGAUCUUAAGCAGCGGAGCCAAAGCCUUGCACUUUAACCUCCAGUUAGAGCCUUGGCACCACGACCGGGACCUUGCCUUGGAAUCUGCUGUGGUGUCUGUGGGUUUGGACGUGCGAAAGUUCACUGCCAUGGUGAUGAAAUUUGAACCCUGGGAGGCCAAGGGCCAAGGCCCAACGAAGCGCCCGAAGCGCGAGCCGCUGCCGCCCCUGCGACGCCUGGUGUCGCCCAAGGACUGGCCGUGGUCCAUGGAGCUGGCAGAGCUGGGCUAUGGUCGAACAGGUGGCAGGAAGAUUCCUCCCGGCUUCCGGCAAUUCAACGAGAAGCGGCAGGCAAUGCUCAAUGCCAACCUUGCGGAUCCAAAGGAGGAUGACUGGGCCCAUGAGAUGAAAAGCUUUUGGCCAAUGGGCGAACAUGCGGCCAUGCGACGACUGGAAGAGUGGUUGAAGGAUGCAGCGUGGGGUUGCUACUUCCCACCAGGCCUACACCCCAAAGACGAGGUGGGUGGCCGCUUUCGAGCUGACAAGGCUUGGACGGCGAUGCUGAGUCCAUACCUACGCUUUGGAGACCUCUCUCCCAGAUAUGUCGAUUGGCGCGUUUGCCAGGUGUUGCCCCAGGAAAUGCGGCAUCUUUUCCUAAAGCGCGUGGUAUGGCGAGACAAGGCCUACUCGCAGCUUUAUCGAUGCCCAGAUUCUCAUUCAGUGAGUAUCCGGCCGCACUAUGAGCAUGAAACCUGGAGCGGUACCCGGCUGCAACUGCGCCGCUGGCAACGGGGCGAGACGGGCUUUCCACUGGUGGAUGCGGCCAUGCGACAGCUGUGGAAGGUUGGGUGGAUGUGCAAUCACCUUCGCCAUGUCACGGCGCAGUUUCUGAUCGAGCACUUGGACCUCAGUUGGAAGGAUGGUUUCGCAUGGUAUGACUACACCUUGGUGGAUACCGAUGUUGCCAUUAAUGCCAUGAUGUGGCAGAUGGGCGGUCACUCUGGCAUUGGCUCCUGGAACUUUGUGAUGCAUCCCAUCUAUGCUGGAAAGAAGGUGGAUCCAGAGGGCCAUUUCGUGCGUCGCUGGCUGCCUGAGCUGCGACACCUUCCAACGGAGUACAUUCAUUGCCCCUGGGAGGCGCCGGCCGGGACUCGCAUCUCCGCACAAGUUUUAGUGAAUGGUGCCUAUUGGCAGCGUGUCAUUGAGGACUUGAUCUCCGCCAGGCUUCAGCACCAAAGGAAUGUGAUUGCAGUCCGCAAGCGCUUUCCUGAGUACGUGGACAAGGAUGGAAACGAAGUGAUCCGCCUAAAGAAUGGGCAAGUCUUGCACUUGGAUGUGCGAGACGACAUCCGCGAGAAUGACGAGGAGAACAUCACCCUGAUGAUGACUGCGGAUGACCCCCGCAGUGCCAUUCGCCGCAACCUGGGCACCACCAAAGGUGUGCAUUCUGGCAUGAUCUACGAGGAGGCCAAGAAGUUCGAAGCGCUUUAUGAUGCCUUCGACGGUGCGCCAAGAAGGCCGCAGCUGACUCGCUCAAGAGACCGUGCCAAAGAACGCGCUUUGAGAAGAAACCAACAUGGAGAGCUAAUAGCCGGUGCUUGAUCCAUGGCCGAAAGUGGUUCAUAGCCAUUUUCAACUGCGCAAAACAAGGAACAACAUGGAACAACCAUGUUCAGGUAGAUCUAGGCCUUACAGGUUCCCCAAUCAACUCAAAUUUGGCUCGCCUGUGGUUUACAGAGGCUUGCCCUGUGUACAGUUCCACUGACAACUCUGGGCCUGGUUGCAGUGAUUUGAGCUCCAAAUUCUUUAACAUUCGCAGCACAUCAAACUUGGUGUCAAGCACAUUUUCGGAGCCACUCGUCUGAAAGGCUUCAAUUUGCAGAAAAAG